Molecule: messenger RNA, 1125 nt
Organism: Meriones unguiculatus (Mongolian gerbil)
Lineage: Eukaryota; Metazoa; Chordata; Mammalia; Rodentia; Muridae
Gene: Tmem128
Product: transmembrane protein 128
Exons: 5
Coding region: 51-542 (163 amino acids)
Source: RefSeq, a predicted model, not a curated record
CGCCGGAAGUACUGCGUGCCGUCACUUCCGUCGCAUUGGGGCGCGCCAAGAUGGAUGCUCCGUGGGCUCGGGAACAGCUCCGGCGGCGUUACUUAUUUCCUCCCGAAGCGGAGCUGGACUGCGAGGACGACGCCAGGCCAGAAACUUCCAUAGCUGUUGAGAAAAAGGAGAGACCUCUUCCAAGACUUAACAUUCAUUCUGGAUUCUGGAUUUUGGCAUCCAUUGUUGUGACAUAUUAUGUUGAUUUCUUUAAAACCUUUAAAGAGAAUUUUCACACUAAUAGUUGGUUUCUCUUUGGUGGGGCCUUGUUGUUUGUCAGCCUGUCAGUUGCGUUUUACUGCAUAGUCUAUCUGGAAUGGUAUCGUGGGAUUGAAGAAUAUGAUGUCAAGUACCCAACGCUGGUACCCAUCACAACCGCAACUUUCGUUGCAGCAGGGAUUUGCUUCAACCUGGCUCUGUGGAAUGUGUGGUCAUUCUUCACUCCCUUGCUGCUGUUCACCCAGUUUAUGGGGGUCGUGAUGUUCAUCUCACUCCUCGGAUAAGCUCAAGACUUAAGAACAUGACCAUUUAAAAAGAACAAAGCAUCCAGCUUGUGCCACUGGUGAAGGAGAAAGAAGCCCAGGGUGCACUAGUGUCUCCGAAGUGAGUUGUUUCCAUGGAAAAAUUGUGACUUUCUAAAUCUGCUGUUGAAAUCAGAAUAAAUGAUCUUUUCUCUCGGGUGUUCGCAGAAAGUGAUUAAUUGUCAGCAGUUGGUGUUAGACAGAACCAGCAAGUGUUAGUCUUUUUGAUUUUGGAGUCAGUAGUGGCCCAUUACAGGAGCACAGCGCCCACAGUUUUACAGAGCCUGGCCCUUCCACUUGUGGGCUAGCUGCCCUUGUAUAAGAUGACUGGAAGCAAGCAUGAAGGAAUUGUGUUGUCACCUUUAUUACUCACUGGAUAGCUCAUAUUUGUCACAGCUUUUAGGUGAGAGGACCAAACGGAAGCAUUAUAUGGUUUCCUGUUACUUUGGAUUUUAUCAUCAUUAAGUUAUUGGGUUUUUAGCAUUUUCAACAUAGAUACGUUUAAUAAUUUUUAAGUAUAUAUGAUUUGUUUUCUGUAACAUCAAUAAAAUAUUUUUAUAAUUUU